ACAAAACAAGCAAAGCUUUAAUUUGAUUAUAGCCAGCCAGCCCAGUUAGUUAGUUAGUUAUACAGUUAUCCCCCUGCCUUGUAAAAUUGCUCUUGAUUAACAUGGCGGCGGAGCCGAUGAGCGGGAAGCUGACGGCGGAGGUGGAGCUGCACGGCCCGCCGGCGAAGUUCUACAACGUGUUCAGGAAAACGGCGCACCACAUUCCGACACACACCCCGAGCCAUAUUCAGGCCGUUCAAGUCCACGACGGCGACUGGGAGAGCCACGGCUGCAUCAAGUUCUGGAUCUAUACUUGUGAGGGGAAGAUCGAGGUGUUCAAGGAGAAGGUGGAGUUCGACGACGCCAAGAAGACCGUGAAGCUGAACGGGCUGGAAGGCGACGUGAUGAAGAUCUACAAAGUGUACAACCCGAUCUUCGAGUUCGUCGCCGAAGCCGGCGCCGGCGGGAAACAGGGGGUGGCGAAACUGGCGAUCGAGUACGAGAAGCUGGACCCGAGCUUCCCGCCGCCGACCAAGUACAUGGAUUUCAUGAUCGGACUCACCAAGGAGGUCGACGCCGGCAUCGUCAAAGCCGCGCUUGAUUGAUUCCCAUCAUCCAUCGUCGGCGAUUUACCGUUACUACUCUGCCUUCGUAUGCUUUAUCGAUCGGAUAUAUGUUUUGCUAUAGCUAAUAUAAUCGACGUCUCUGCAGAAGUAUGUGUGUGAUUUUUCUGUUAAGUGUGUACGUAUCUAAGUCAAGAGUGGUUGUGUGUGGCUGGUGAAACGAUGUGUGGGUUUGCCAGAAAAAUGCUAAAUAAAGAAUCGAUUUUCAAGCGAGUAAUUUUGAGGUU
This is a messenger RNA of Linum tenue, 829 nucleotides long. The record is from the annotation of a GenBank genome assembly. Lineage: Eukaryota; Viridiplantae; Streptophyta; Magnoliopsida; Malpighiales; Linaceae.